Messenger RNA from Portunus trituberculatus (swimming crab), 6737 nucleotides. Its product is annotated as serine/threonine-protein kinase PLK1-like. The transcript has 11 exons. Bases 206 to 2542 code for a protein of 778 amino acids. Gene Ontology annotation, molecular function: protein serine/threonine kinase activity; ATP binding; protein binding. The record is from RefSeq and is a predicted model, not a curated record. NCBI's taxonomy places the organism in Eukaryota, Metazoa, Arthropoda, Malacostraca, Decapoda, Portunidae. Gene Ontology annotation, biological process: protein phosphorylation; regulation of cytokinesis; mitotic cell cycle. Gene Ontology annotation, cellular component: nucleus; spindle pole; cytoplasm.
GCAACUCACAGUAGUGUGCUGGCGGUAGUGAGAGGAGGGUGUGCCGCUGGUCCCUCCCUGUGUGGCUGACCUGCUCCCUGCUGGGGACUUUAUAUAUAGAAGCGAUUGUCAAGUGGAUGUGUGGCUCCGAACUCUGGCUCAUUGCGGCUCUAGUGCCCGGGGUGACUGCUUGUUUGGGCGUGUAUGAGUACUGUUUGGGCAAGCGAUGAAUGGUGAAGUGGUGGUGUGUGGAGGCGGCGGCGGCGGCGGCGUGGGGAUGAUGAAGACCAGCAAAGUGAGCAAGGCUGGCCCUAGCGGGUGGUCAGCUGGCCACCACCACCUCCACCACCAUCACCACCACCACGACCCUUGGAUCCAGCCCCCCGUCACCACCCCCGCCAGCCUCAGCCCCAAGGAACCCCCCACCAACACCUCCAUGGACUCUGGGGUGGCUGGCCUGCGGGACACCCCCGUACACACCCCCGCCCCCAUCCACCACCACAACAACACCACCACUGCCACCAUCACCACCACCACCACCACCAUCACCACCAACACCAACAGCAACAAUAACAACAACAACAACAACAUGGGUGGCGGCAAAGGGAACAACAACAAUAACAAUAAUAACAAUAACAACGAGGACUAUGAUGUGCCCAAGUUCAUCGUUGACCACAGCACCAGAGCCACCUACAUGAAGGGCCGCUUCUUGGGCAAGGGUGGCUUCGCUCGAGUACACGAAGUCACGGAUCUCAUCACCAACAUGACCUACGCUGGCAAGAUAAUCCCGAAGUGUAGGAUCACCAAGCCCCAUCACAAGGAGAAGAUCGCACGGGAGAUUGAGGUCCACCGUCACCUUCGUCACCAGCACGUCGUCCGCUUCCACCACUACUUCGAGGACGACGCCAACGUGUACAUCAUUCUCGAGAACUGCGCCAGGAGGAGUCUAGUGCACGUGUUGAAGCACCGACGCACCCUGACGGAGCCUGAGGUGCGGUACUACAUGCGGCAGCUGGCGGAGGGCGUCGCGUAUGUCCACCAGCAGCACGUCAUCCACCGCGACCUCAAGCUGGGCAACAUGUUUCUCACGGAGGACAUGUCAGUGAAGAUUGGGGACUUUGGGUUAGCCACGCGCGUCGACGAUAAUCGGAACGUCAGGACCAUAUGUGGCACCCCGAACUACAUUGCCCCUGAAGUGCUCAACAAACUUGGCCAUUCUUACGACGCGGACAUCUGGGCCAUGGGAUGCAUCAUGUACGCUCUCCUAGUCGGCCAGCCGCCUUUCGAGACAGAUUCACUCAAGGAAACGUACUCGCGCAUCACCACAAACAAAUACGUCAUUCCACCACUUGUGAGCGACGCUGCCCGCAACCUCAUCCGCCGCUUCCUCCACCCAGACCCCAACGCGCGGCCCCGCCUGGACCAGCUGCUGAGCCACGAGUUCUUCACGUCAGGUGUGGUGCCAACGUCCUUACCUCCUUCAGCCUGCACUCAGCCUCCUAAGUUUGGGCUUGAGGUGAUCGGCAAGUCGGUGUCUAUGCCAGAACAGCAGCUUCAGCACCCUCCUUCCCUGCCUCAGUCUCAGUCCCAGCAGCAGCACCCUCUCUGUCAGGACAUCAAGAAGAUCACCUCCUCAGUCUCCACUCUACGGAUCCCCAACCAGAAGCCUCAGACGGACAAGAUAUCCAUUCUGGAGGGAGGUCUUGGUCUAGGCAGUCCUCCCCCCACCCGGCCUACCAACACUGCAGUCCCCAAGGAGGAGAACCGCAAGAAGGACUCGGGAGGCACCCUGUCCUCAUGUCUGCGGCAGAAGCUCUCCUCUGUCAUCUGCACCACGGACAACAAAGCCUCAACGGGCACUGUGGUGACAGCCAAGAAGAGGGACGUCACCUCGGGGACUCUGUAUAACCUGCUGGCAUCCUGUCUGGACAACAUGCCUGAUGACAUGAGCACCAAUCCUGCUGUCCUCAAUCACACUCCACUCUUCAUCUCCAAGUGGAUUGACUACUCCAAUAAGUACGGCUUUGGCUACCAGCUGUCAGACAACUGUGUGGGCGUGUUCUUCAAUGACCUCACCCGCAUCAGCAUAAGUCCAGACAAGAGCCGAGUAGAGUUCACGGACUCGACUGGGCGACUAGUGGUGCACCAGGCCGGUUCAUUACCAGCCUGGCUGCAGGAACGUUACCAGCUGCUGCGUUACUUUGCCACCUACAUGGAGGAGAACCUGACAGAAGCUGGGGAUGUGCGGAGCAGUCGGGCAGUAGUCGGGCGAGGCAAUGUCAUUCCUCACGUGAGGCGCUGGGACCGGACACCAAAGUCCAUCAUUAUGCAGCUUAGCAAUGGCACCUUCCAGAUCAACUUCUUUAAGGACCACACCAAGAUAGUGAUUGCCGGUGAGCGAUCAGAUGUGAGCAUCAUGUUCAUCAGCAGUGACCGUCAGUCCUUCACCUACCGCCUCUCCCAGCUGGCUGAGGUGGGCUGCGAUGCCAUGGUGCGGGAGCGGCUGGUUUAUGCUCUCUCCUGCCUCCGCCAGUAUGCUGAGUUGGAUGGAGAGGAGGUCUGAUGGAAAGCUUAUUCUAUUCCCAACCUUCAUCAUUUUGCCAUGAGAUUUUGGAAGGUCUUUUUUGUCUGUUAAGUUCUUGGAUGAAAUGAGUGUUUGAUGUUUUGUUGGCUUGUCCGAAAGGAAGUGGAAAUUGUUCAUGGUGGAAAAAUGUUAUACUGUGAAUCAUCAUGUCAUGAAAAGUUUAAGUUUGCUUUAAGUGAAACAUUAAUGCAUAGUGCUCAUUGAGAAUGCACUAUAAUAUGUUACACUGGAAUCUUCAACAUGGAUGCACUGUAUUUAUUGAGGAAAGGAAAGGUUUUAGUGUGUGAGCUGCUGCAUCAGUGAAUGGUGUGUAGGAACUGUAAACUAUGCAAAAACUGUACAGUACUAUUGCCUGCACAUCAACAUACACAGCUGUGCAGCAGCUUUGUUAUAACAUUUCUCCUGAGAAACGGAAACCAACACCUGUGUUUGAGACCAAUGGAGCAUGAGCGCUCUACCUCACAGCUACUACUGUUAGUUAUGUAUCAAAUCACUGCCCAUGAUGAUAGUCAAAAGGGCACAGAAAAGCCUACUUGGCCUCCCCCAUGCACUCCUUCACUGCGCCAGUGUAACUCCAGACUGAACUGUGUGGCUGCCAAGGGUGUGUUGGGGAGGCUGGUGACGUGUUCUCCGUGUUGCCCCCAGUGUUUACCAAAGAGUGCAGAAGGGGGGGCAGUGUUGCACAGAGUGGAUGAAACAGAAGUAUUGGUGGCACGCCAGGCAAGAUGCUUCAGGCAGCAAGAAGUGAUGGCUGUCUGGGCGAGGUGACAAGAGGUUGUGCCAGGAACAUUGUAAAAUACCUCUUCUGUGCAUUAACAUUCAGUUCUGAAAUCCGUUUAUAUGUAUAUGUAUAUACAUAUAGUAUAUAUAUCAAGUUUAAUCAAAUCAAUAAUGAUCUCUUAUGCUAACCUGCUCAAUGAUUCAAAUAAAAAUGUGCAUUCUUGGCAUAAUUUUGCAAUGUCUGUUUUUAGAGGAGUUAUGUGCAAUCUUAAAGUAAUAGGUUCUGUGGCAGGCAACAAGGAGUCAGUCAUGCUCAGAAUACUAAGUGAUGCAUUCUUGUCGGCUGUCUUAAAACUGAGGUGAAAGAUCAUUUUUCUUUCAAAGUAUGGAAAUGCAAGUCCGUCCCUGUGUGUAGUGCAGCAUCAGAAGUGUGUGUGUGUGUGUGUGUGUGUGUGUGUGUGUGUGUGUGUGUGUGUGUGUGUGUGUUUACAUUGUAGUGUACAUAUAGUGUUUGAGUCAAGCUCAUGUUGUCCUGUCUCCAUAUCUACUUUUGUCCUCAACUUUAUCUUAAAAAUCUAAAGAUAUUCCCUACUGACUUGAUUUCCAUAUCCACAUCAUUCCAGCAGUCAGUGCUUUGUGGAAGAUAUAUUUUUGAACAUUCAGCAUUCAUUAUUCAUUAUUUUUAUUCACGCCUUUCUCUUCUUCCAUUUUCUCUUGUCUGGAAAUAACUUUGCCAACCUUUCCAAUCUUUGUACAUACUCUGAAAGCUUUGACAUUUUCUUCUAAUUUUCUCCUGUUCUACCUCAUGACUGCCCUUGUUAAUCUUCCUUCUAGAUCAUUUGUAUAAAAGGAUUAUACUUUGGUGACAUAUCCUUUCUUAAAUUCUUGUUGACAGUAUUUUUUAAUUUUUCAAGUUAUCAGUAUACAAGGAGAAACGAUCAAAUCCUGUAUCAUUAUAAGUUAAUCUAAAUCCUCUUCUUAUUAGAACUGCUUUCAUUGCCUGCUCACUACAAUGUGUGUGUGUGUGUGUGUGUGUGUGUGUGUGUGUGUGUGUGUGUGUGUGUGUGUGUGUGUGUGUGUGUGCACACUUAAUUGUUGCUGGUACUGCUGCUGCUGUUGUAUCUUUGAGGAGCAGAACCAACACCUGAGCAGAGUAGAGGAUAUUGGUGAUAGGGAAGAUCUGGCACAGUGACAGGAGGUGUAUUCACCUCAACGAGUGAGUGACGAUUUACAUGAGAACGCUGUGUUGUCUGAGAGUGAUUGGUGACCCACUUCUCCCUCUGCAUGGGAACUACCACACUCACAUUACCCGUGUUCCAAAAUAUUAUGAGGCCUUUUUCACAACCAAAGAGUGAAUGGUAUAAGGAAAUAUUGUUCCCUUUUUGGCUCAGGAUAUUUCUCUACCAAAUGUCAGAUUUGGUGUUGACAGCCAAGUUGGGCAUCAAUCCUAUUAUCUUGCAAAAGAACCAAUGAUACUUAAUGUGUAGUACAUUUCUGAAAACUUAAGCUGGUUAUUUUGUUUACUUUAAUGGGAAUUCACUUAAAUCAAACAAUCCUCCUGUGAGGCACAUUAAAAGUUUAGUACAAACUCAAAUGCACCGGGAAGGAACCAGUCUGGGUGUUUAGCAAAGCAGGCGACUUCAGUAAUGAUCUCAUCUAAUUGUAAUCCAUUAUAUUUCUUCAUGUUUCUGUCACUGUUCUUGGCACCGUAGCAAGGCCGAGGGGACCCGGGAGAUGGCAGCACCAUUGUCCACCACCAACCACUUGUUUUGAUUGUAGCUUUAUGUUCAGAAGGGUUUAUUUGAAGGAAUUGUUUGUGGUGACUUAAAUGGUCAGUGCACAGCAAGGACUACCAGCAGCCUGGGUCCUCAGCUGCUGUUGCCAGGUCAACAUGAUGUAUUUAUUAGAAUAUUUCUCUGCUGUGAGGUCUUGUCCUCUGUUUUCUGUCUUACCAAAGAUGGCAGGAAUUACUAGUGUUCUACUUCAAUGCAGAGAAACUAGACAAGCUUUUAUUAUUUCCAAAUCUACAGAAUAGAAUGCUUUCUGUAGUCUAGACACUGUUGAGGAAAGGCACAAAGAGGUCUCCCAGUUGUACAGGUUGACCUCCAGCUUUGCCUAGUCAUUUUCAAGUUUAAUAGAAAAUUAAUAGUGUUUCUGACAACUGCAUUGCCUGCUGGAGGCUGGAGUGGCCCCGGGGCACCAGGGCAGAGGUGGCUGCCAGAGACUGUGCCAAGAAUCCCUUAUAUAAUACUGUUGUAGGACACCAUUACUAUUAUUGAUAUAGUAGUAAUAACCAUAUUGUUGUAAUCUAUUUAUUUUUAUCAUGCAUCUGUGAUUCCUUGUCUUUGUUACUUGUACAUUUUUUUGUUUGUGAUAUUCAUUGGUUUUCAUUUUUUUAUAAGUAUGUAUGCAAUUGUAUGUAUAAUGUGCAGCAUUGAUUUAAGGCUGUGUUGUGUUAGAUUUAUAAACUUGUUAAGCGUAGCGCUCAGGUCUUUCACAAGCUGUUGUAGCUAAGUGGUCUUCCUCGGGUUAUUUGUUCUUCAUCUCUGGCAUUGGUUGUAAUUACCAAAAUCCUUCAAAUUGGUGCCUUGAUACACAAGCGGUGAGAGGCAGCCACCCUCACCACCAACCCUGUGUGGUGGUGGGUGGUGCCACACUGACCUGGUGGUGGUCACUUCUGGUGAGCAAAUCUGUAAUUGUUGUAAUGAAAGAUGCCUGGAUAUUACACUUAAAAACAAUCUCUUCCAUAUUGUAGCUGUACCAAGUUAGUAUUUUAGUACAGACUGUUGCUCUCUCUACCACAAGACUGCAGUGGUGGGGCAGGCAGGCACCACAGCACCACAGGCCGGCAAGUCAGCAGGGCAUCGCAGCGCUGUUGGCGCGGGCUUCCAGUGGGGCAAGGCCUUGGUCCAGGUUCCCAGGUGCUUUUGGCCCAUAGUGAGAGUCUCUUUGACUGUAAUUCAUAGGUUUAAUGUAGCCAAUACUGAAUUUGAUUGCCUUUAGGGGUAAUGACUAGUCAAAGGGACAGGCAGAGGUUGGACCAAUUUGACCUCAGCAAGUGAGGGCAGCUGCAGGAGUGUCUGAUGUGGCAAAGAUUCCUUCCAUAACAGUACACAGAGUGAGCGGCGUUGGCCGGGCCGCGGCUCCCGAGUCCCGACACCAGUGUUAACUGUUCCUCUCGGGGCCAGUGUGCUGCCAGCAUCACUUGCCUUGCUCUGUAAUGUCCAGUUCAAUAUUGCAUUAUUAAGCUAAGUAGCCCACUCAAGACAUGUAUAUAAACCAUAAUGUAAGAAUAAUGGAAGUAGUCAUCUUGAAUCUGUGCAGUAUGAUGUACAUUACAGACUGUCACGGUCUUUCAUUUUUCUUUAUUUUUUUUUAUUUUUUUUUAUUUAUUAUUUUUUUUUUGCAUCUUGUAGACUUUAAUGCUUUUGUUUGUAAUAAAUCGUUGAAGAUC